This is a messenger RNA of Acipenser ruthenus (sterlet), 695 nucleotides long. RefSeq names its product E3 ubiquitin-protein ligase BRE1B-like. Gene Ontology annotation, molecular function: ubiquitin protein ligase activity; metal ion binding. NCBI's taxonomy places the organism in Eukaryota, Metazoa, Chordata, Actinopteri, Acipenseriformes, Acipenseridae. The record is from RefSeq and is a predicted model, not a curated record. Gene Ontology annotation, cellular component: nucleus; HULC complex. The transcript has 3 exons. Bases 82 to 417 code for a protein of 111 amino acids.
UAGAAGCCGCCUCAGCUGGCUGAGGAUCUGAAGGUCCAGUUGGAGCACACCCAGAACAAGCUGAGAGAGAUCCAGUCCUCCAUGUCACACAACAGGAGCGCCCGAGAGGGGGAGUCCUUCAACCUCAAGAGAGCCCAGGAGGACCUGUCUCGCCUGCGCAGGAGGCUGGAGAAGCAGAAGAAGGUGGAGGUGUACACCGACGCAGACGAGAUCCUGCAGGAGGAGAUCAACCAGUACAAGGCAAAGCUGCGGUGCCCGUGCUGCAACACGCGUGACAAGGAGACGGUUCUCACCAAGUGCUUCCACGUGUUCUGCUUCGAGUGCCUGAAGACGAGGUACGACACGAGGCAGAGGAAGUGCCCCAAGUGCAACGCAGCCUUCGGAGCAAACGACUUCCACCGGAUCUACAUCAACUGAGAGGAGAGAGGGGAGAGAGGGGAGGAGAGGAGAGAGAGGGGAGGAGGCAAUGACUUCCACCGGAUCUACAUCAAUGGAGAGGAGAGGAGAGAGGGGAGGAGAGGAGAGAGAGGGGAGGAGGCAAUGACUUCCACCGGAUCUACAUCAACGGAGAGGAGAGGAGAGAGGGGAGGAGAGGAGAGAGAGAGGGGAGGAGAGGAGAGAGAGAGGGGAGGAGAGGAGAGAGGGGAGGAGGCAAUGACUUCCACCGGAUCUACAUCAGCGGAGGGAGGAGAGAG